Oncorhynchus tshawytscha (Chinook salmon) is the source of this 2531-nucleotide messenger RNA. It is a transcript of the gene tmem214, whose product is annotated as transmembrane protein 214. Gene Ontology annotation, cellular component: Golgi apparatus; endoplasmic reticulum. NCBI's taxonomy places the organism in Eukaryota, Metazoa, Chordata, Actinopteri, Salmoniformes, Salmonidae. The transcript is spliced from 17 exons. The record is from RefSeq and is a predicted model, not a curated record. Bases 138 to 2192 code for a protein of 684 amino acids.
GCCUUGUGACGUCAUACGGGCUAGGUGACGUGGCACCGGGAACAUCAGUAGCUACUCCUCAGCAGCACGCUCUUUACCGGGCAGCACCGAGCCGUUCGAGACGACUUUCUUCCCCUCAGGGCUGUACGAUCGAGAUAAUGGCGUCAAAUAACAGUCAGGUUGGAAAGUGGGAAGUCGUGAAAAAAAGCAAGAAACCGGGCACCGCCGGCAGCGGAGGGAAAAAUCUCGGGGAGAAGAAAACUGGACGGAAAGCUCUGAGCGAAUCCAACAUGACGAGGACCGACCAGUUUCCUCCCCUGGUGACAUCGGGGACAUUGUUCGAGGCUUUUGAGAAGAUGGGGAAGAAGCAUAACAAGGAGCAGGUUCCUCCAGCUGAGCCCAGCAACAAGAAGCCUUCAGCGGGCAAACAGAAGGCCAAGCUUCCCCCUGCCUCUACACAGACACACAACACACACAAGAACCUGGAGGAUGCAUUCAAAGCUAUGGACGUGGGGGAGCUGAAGCAGCAGUUGGACCGGAGCCAGACUCUGUUCCCUGACAACCCGUCAGUCUGGGUCAAAGACCUGGCAGGAUACCUCAACCACGCCCUGGCUGCUCCGGAGACUGAUCCCACCCUCAGCAGCUACACACAUGAUUACCCAUACUGCCUUGCGGGGAAGGAGCUGAGGGGCGUAGUCAAAGCUUUGAUUGGUCGCUGCAACGAGAGUCUACAGGACUUCUAUGACCACUGUGUUUACACCAUGCUUAGAGAACUGGACAAACAGACAGGAGAGCCUCUCCAUGGUUACCGGGUGUGUAUCCAGGCCAUCCUACAAGACAAGCCCAGAAUGGCCACACAGAACCUUCCUGAUUAUCUGGAGUUGUUGCGGUCAGUUCAGAACCGUCCGGUCAAGUGUCUGACAAUCAUGUGGUCUCUGGGACAGGCUGGCUACUACGACCUCAGCCAGGGGCUACGAGUAUGGCUGGGCAUCAUGCUGCCAGUCCUGGGGGUGAAGGCCUUGUCGUCCUACGCCAUCGCAUACUUGGAGAGACUACUGCUGCUCCAUGUUAACCUGACUAAAGGUUUUGGGGUCAUGGGACCUAAAGACUUCUUCCCUCUGCUGGACUUCGCCUACAUGCCAAAGAAUGCCCUGUCACCAAGCCUCCAGGAGCAGCUGUGUCGUCUGUACCCUCGUCUGAAGGUGUUGGCUUUUGGGGCGAAGCCUGAGAUGACCCUCCACACCUACCUGCCCUCCUUCCUGUCCCGGGCCACGCCCCACUGCCCUGAAGAUAUGAAGAGAGAGUUGCUGAGCUCCAUGACGGAGUGUCUCUCUGUGGACCAUCAGAGUCUGGGGGUGUGGAGACAGCUCUACACCAAACACUUACCACAGUCCAGUCUGCUGUUAAACCAUCUACUGAAGUCCUGGAACACCCUGCCACCCAAGUUGCGCAGUUGGCUGCAGGAGACUGUCCAGUCAUUCAGAGUGACCAAUGAGGAGCUGAGAGACACUGCUAACUCUACUGACCUACAGGACUGUAACAAGCUCUGUCACUGUCUCCAGUUGAAGAUGUCAGGACGAGGUUUCCCCUGGUCCAGACUCUUUAUGGCUUUACUGGUGUUUGCUGCCGGGUUCAUUACACAUGACAUCCGAUCCCGUGGCUCCUUCACAGACUCCACCACAGCAAGCUAUCUCCACAGUUCAGGGGUGAUGGGAGUGUCUCAACAGGCCUGGAGCAAAGUCACCCUCUACUCACAACAGGGCUUCAGCUGGCUGGAUACCAACACUCCCUACUACUACUCAGAGUGUGUACGUGUGUUGAGUCCGGUACUGGAGCAGACCUGUGAGAGAACUAAAGAUGCUGCCAUCUACAUCUCACAACUCACAACACAACUCAUUGACUGGAUCAAUCACAACACACCCCUACUAGUAGAAUGGCUGAGUUCCAGCACUCCGGACAGUGUGUUCCUGCUGAUAGACUAUCUGAAGCAGCUGUUACUGUUCCUCCAUACCAACUACCUGCUUCCAGCUCUCUCACACGCCUCCCAUCUAAUAGUACAGGCCUGGAUGGCACUGCAGGACUCCUGCAGUGGGGAGGUGUCUGUAUCAUGUCUCCAGACCUACGCCCUCUCUCUGACCAACUCUACCUGGCUCCUGCUACAAGACACCAGCAACGCCAUCAAGACCUGGAUACAAGACCUGCUUCAGACCUGAUACACACACACACAUUUAUACUGAUACACACACACACAAACACACACACAUUUAUACUGAUACACACACACAAACACACACACAUUUAUACUGAUACACACACAUACUUCAUGCAUAUACACGCUUUAAACACAGUCUGAGACUCUUUGCUUGCGUUGCUCUGGCCUCCUCCCUUAGCCAUCUCUCUCUGACUCUCAUGGGCUUUAUUGGCAUGGGAAAUGUGCUUACAUUACCAAGUAAAAUAACCAACAGUCUGUCACUAGCUAGGUGAAAUAAACAACAGUCUGUCACUAGCUAGGUGAAAUAAACAACAGUCUGUCACUAGCUAGGUGAAAUAAA